AUGUUCUUUGCAGCCUAUUGUAUAUACGAGAAAUACUACAAUGAAAAACUAUUAAAAGAAAGACGCAAUUUUUUCAAGGAGCGAUACAUAGAACGCUCUCGGCUGACUUUUUCCGAUUUGCCUCAGAGAGACUUCACGGGUAAAAUCAGCCACUUGACCGAUGACUUCGGAAUAUUUGAAAACUUCAUCUAUUUCGACAGAAACAGUGCUUCGCGAUCAACGGAUAUCCAAGUUGGAACUAAGGUUGUUGUCACGGCGUACUGCGAUGACUUUUUCGAAAAUUACCAAUUUGUUAGGAUGAGAGUAGUAAAGGAAGAUGAGGAGGUAACUAUGAGUACUACUGUGUUUAUAACGUGCAUUGAUCAUUACGAAGACAGAGGGCAGAAUAUCAGAUUAACUAAUGGACAGUUGGUAGAAACGCGUAAUGUUGAUCAAACUCACAGCUUGAUGCCAGGUGACUGGGUUAGGGUGACGUCUAGUGGAAAGUCAGAUGAGUUUACGAAAAAUCAGAAGGUUGAAUACCUGGAGGCUUUGCGUCUAAUCGAAUGUGAGUCGAUUGUUUCAGAAACCCAAAGACGAGGAUUUUUGACCAAAAAUCAGGCUUUCAUACCAGAGGAGAUUGUGCAUCAGUCCAACUGUGAAAUCACUAUAGGAAGCAAAGUAAAAAUGACGUGUGUCGAAAGCAAAAUGCAUCCUAGGAGCAAUUGGAGAGCAGUAAUUGUCGAGCUGAUCGAUGAGUCUCAAAAUUCCGAAGAUAUGUCUUUGCAGAGUUCGCGACUAAGUCUUACGGAGUCUCUUUUGACAGAUAUGGGCAUUAGAAUUGAACCAGUAUCUAUGGUUUUCUCGGAAGCAGCAGUUGGCACAACAAAAAUACAAUAUUUUACAGUUUCAACUGAGAAAAGAGAAACGGCGAAGCUAUUGAGUGUGUCGUUGGCUUCUUUGGGAACACCUUAUUCUUUGUUUAUUGAUGACAAACUAGUUAUUGAUUGUUUGUUUCCGUGUAUUAUUCGGAAAGAAAAACCAUUGUUUGUGAAAGUUGUGUUGAAUUCAGAAGACGUGGGUCGUAAUGAAACAUUCUGCAAGUUUUGUUUUGAAAAUGGACAGGCUCUCAGAAAAGUGAGCUCCACCGUUUUUUCGCCGGACGAGCUCAUGUUUGACACUAAGUCCCUGAUGGCCUCCACAAGCCACGGUGGAAAAAGUCACGGAAAUGCCCUGGACAGGUCAAGAAAUACAGGCAGUUUCGUGCCAGGAGUAAAACCAGUUUACAGUAGCAAAGCUGGAACUCCAGUUAGGUUUCAUCAUUACCCUGUGCCAGAUCAAAUUAAAUCUGCAGUUAUGGACAAAAGAGACAUGUCUGUUGUAUGUCCUGAGUUGUUGAUGCCAUUGAGCGCAAAGAACUACCAGGCGAAGUUCCAUGCGUUGUUGUACAUAGAAGAGGUUGAAAGUGACCUUGAAAUGGCAGUUUUUGACUUGAACAAUGUGCAAAUGAGGCCAGAUAAUGAAUUUCUUUGUCUUGAGGUCCCUGGAUUGUCCGAAGGUAGACCUUCGUUGCUCGUUGGAGACCGUAUUCUGAUGAAACAAUCGAAUGACAUCUAUGGAUUCAACUCUCCGUGUAAUGAAGCAUACAUUCAUAAAGUGACAGCGUCUACGAUUUUUCUCAGAUUCAAUGAGGCUUUUCAUAGAUCGUAUGAUGGUUACGAGGUAGACGUUCAAUUUCUACCGAAUAGAAAUUCGUUCAAGAAAGCGCAUCUGGCUGUAGACUACUCGUCCAAUUUUCCUACGUGGUUGCUAUUUCCUCAGUGGUUAGAGGUAAAGCAGCCAUUAUAUGUUCCAGGAUCGAAGAGUCGUCCUAGAGUCGUUAAGCCAUCUAGGGCUGCAUUCGGUUAUGGAUAUGAAGUGAAUGUACCGUUUGCAGCGCCUGUGAUGCCUCUGCUUCAUGGUGGAAUCCGAAACAAUACGCGCAGAGACAGUGGUCGGAUACAUAGAAAAGCACAACCUUUAGACACAAGUGUUUGUGAGUCGCCCAGACAAAGCAGGGAGUUUUUCAACCCCAACUUAAAUGAGAGACAACAAGCAGCUGUCCGAAGGAUUUUGGCGGCCGAAUGUCGCCCAAUUCCGUAUAUUCUGUUUGGACCUCCAGGAACUGGGAAGACGAUCACAGUUGUAGAGAGCAUUCUCCAAGUGUUUGUUUGCAUACCGGAGUCGAGAAUUCUUGCAUGUGCACCUUCAAACAGUGCAGCGGAUUUGAUCGUUCAGCGCAUCAAUUCAUCGGGAAUUGUAGGAAUGGAUGACGCUGUGAGAUUCAAUGGAGCAAACCGUUCGCUUAACUCGGUUCCCGAUGACAUCAUCAAGUACUGCUGCAAUGACAUGGACGAGCUAGAAACCAUUGUGAGGUACAGAAUUGUAGUCUGCACAUGUACUACAGCUGGAAAUUUCUUCUCGUUAGAGCUGAAGCCAAGUCAUUUCACACAUGUAUUUGUCGUUGAGGCGGGGCAGGCGACUGAACCAGAGACUAUGGUGCCUCUAGUGCUAACGGCUGGAAACCCGGAAGCUAUGGUGAUUUUGGCGGGAGAUCCGAUGCAACUCGGACCUGUGCUGCGGUCUCACGAAGCCGAAGAGUACGGUUUAGGAGAAUCGUUUCUGGCACGGCUGUCCAAUCGAAAGCUAUACGCGAGAGACGAGUCUGUUUUCGCGAAGGAGGGGAACUACAAUCCGAAAGUCAUGACGAAGCUUGUAGAUAAUUACAGGUCACAUUUCACUUUGCUAACAAUUCCGAGUCGUAUAUUCUACAACGACGAACUAAUUGCGUGUGCUGAUGGAAAAUUGGUUGAUACUUUCGUUAAUUGGCAGCAUCUGCCAAAUAAAGAGAUGCCGCUCAUUUUCUGUGGUGUAAGAGGCAAUGAUUUGCGAGAGAAUGAUAGCCCGUCUUGGUUCAAUACUACUGAAGUUGUCCAAGUUGUCAAAUAUGUCAAACUGAUAUUAGAUGACCAAAUGGUACCAAGCUAUGAUAUCGGAAUCAUAACUCCUUACAGAAAACAGGUAGAAAAAUUGAGGCAGUUCAUGGCGACGUUUGAAUUUGGAAAGAUGAAAGUUGGAUCGGUAGAAGAGUUUCAAGGACAAGAAAGGCAAGUCAUAAUUCUUUCUACUGUCCGGUCAGAUGAAAGCAAAGUUGAAAGCGAUGUUUUUCACAACCUGGGAUUCCUGUCAAACCCCCGCCGCUUCAACGUUUCUAUAACCAGAUCACAAGCACUGCUGAUAAUUGUAGGUAACCCUUUUGUUCUCAUGAAAGACCAGUAUUGGAAUUCGUUCAUGGAAUACGCCAUCAUGAAUGGAUGCUAUGUUGGAUGCGAACCACCUCAGAAAUUUGUGCAAAAUCAAGACGAUUAUAUUAAACCUUUCAUCGCAACACAGGAAGUUAUGGAAGAAACGUUUCUACCACUAGAUGAGGAGGUAUCGAAGGAUAUUCAAAUUAGAAACGGAGAUGUUUCUACAUUGGCGACUGAAAUAGGACCUGAAGCACUGGCGACUAUUGACAAUUUGAGCGUUCCGAUGUCAUCUGCAAAGACAACAGAAACGGGGAGUCCACUUUCAAUCAAUCUAAUCGACACGUCGGAGAAACACGACGAUUCAUCUCCAAAAAGUCUAGUCGCUUUUGCACAAGAAGUGAGCGAUAGAAGCUCAUCGGCAGAGAUCGACAGCGGAGAAUCGAUUCCAUUUGAGUUCAAUCUGGCCGAAUCCAGGGAAAACUCAGAAAAUGCUUCAGAAGAGUCUAAUUUAAUAGGCGAUGCAGAGACAUUCGCAUCGAGAAGUUCUGGAACGAAGUCUCGACCCAUUAGUGCGAAUAGUGUAGCGUCGGGAAGUGGUGUGACUUCGAACGGAUCUGUAGAUCAAUUUAAUACGUCGGCGCUAGAUAGCAAUUUAUCGCCCUCGUACCAAGUGCCUUCGGCUAAUGAUCCUGUAUGGAAACUAACCGAAGGCAGAAGUCCAAACUCGAUGCUGGAAGGAAGCUCGGACAUGGUCGACAAAAAUUUGGCUAAUUUUGAGUCUGGUGGUGAAACAGCAGAAAAAUUAAGUGCUAUGAAACAUGGAAAACCAAUUCGAACGCCUAAUACCGAAAAUGACUUACAGGAAACUGAAGCCAGAGUUGAUGAUCUGGAAAGUCCUGGGCCACGUGAUCCAAAUGAAAGCGAACAGACACCUCGCGUCUCCGAAGACGUCAAGCCUGAAGUUUUGUACCGAAAAGAUUCAAAAGAUAUGUACAACACAGAACCUUCCACAGCUGUUGAAGGUAGCAUAAAUUUGAACUCAUUUCACCUUCCAGAUUUCGAGUCAGGGGUGAAACCAGUGUCUAAAUAUUCAACCAGUACUCUGAAGCAGCAAUUGAUGAGCCCUGAAUCCCCGAGUGCAAUUUACUCAGACUUCUCAGCUUCGCCAGCGCCAGAUGUCGGGAGUGAUGGAAUGACAAUUGAUUCUGAGUUAUCGACUCAAUCGAAUGAAUCAAAGAUUGCGAACUCUUUUGAGUACCAUCGUGGUUUGACUCCAAAUGAGACACUAGAUAGCAGCAAGACACCUUUCUUCAAUCUAACAGCUACGCAUGCUGAAAUGGACAGCGAAAUGUACGAUUCAAUUGAACCGUUCCCUGAAGAGUUGGAAACUCUUAAAUAAGCAACUAGCAAUAUUUUGAAGAAAGCAGCUCAAAAAAGCGAAAAGAUAUCAGAUAAGAGAGAAGCUAAGGUGGAGUUGGUUGAAAGCUCGAAUAGCGUAGUAAGAUCAGAGGCUGAAGGGAAUGCAAUGGAGGAGGAGGUUUCUAAGGAAUGCAACAAACCGGCUUGUAUUGAAAAACGGGAAGCAAUUGCAAAUCUUACAGGUUUGUCUGAAGAAGAACAAUUGAAAGUUGAGAUACCCGAAGGGGACCCAAGUUGUACAAUAUCUUUAGCGCCGAGGAGCAGCUGCUUGGGGUGUUCAUUGUGGCCGCGUGAUCAGUAACGAUAAAAGAUUAUAAUAGUUUGAAAAAGAGUAAUUUUUUAUUCAUAAGCGUGCCGUAGUAAUUAUUUUCCGAUUCAUUGAAGUUAAUUGC
Symsagittifera roscoffensis is the source of this 5077-nucleotide messenger RNA. RefSeq lists its product as uncharacterized. The transcript has 2 exons. Lineage: Eukaryota; Metazoa; Xenacoelomorpha; Acoela; Convolutidae. Gene Ontology annotation, biological process: regulatory ncRNA-mediated post-transcriptional gene silencing. The coding region runs from base 1 to 4665 and encodes 1554 amino acids. Gene Ontology annotation, cellular component: cytosol; P granule. The record is from RefSeq and is a predicted model, not a curated record. Gene Ontology annotation, molecular function: helicase activity.